AUGUCCAUCCAGAAGAGAAACUAUAUCCAGCAGCUGGCUGCUGUGAUUUUUAUCAAUGAUAAAGAUCCAACCAUUCACGCAUUAUAUAAGGAGCACCCAUUUAGCUUGAUCAAACCUGUUGAAAGUUGGCUUGGAAAAAAGUACAAUGCUGCCAACAAAGGUCUUGGCCAAACAGGGGCUGGAGUGAAGUCUAUCAAGGAGCUGGAUGCAGACCCUCAUACUAAAAAUCUUAUUGCUCAGCUUCUUCUGCAAUUUCCGUGGUGGUCUGACCUCCAUGGAUGGUGGAGAACGAAUCCAUUCUAUAAUACAGCAUUUUUGACAGCAGACCCUGGUCAAGAUUUUGCCAGCGAGGCACUCAAAUUUUUUACUAGAGCUCUGCAUAAUAAAGAUAAAGGUAGUGGUGAGAUGGAUCUUGAUGAUGAAGAUCUAGAGCCAGGAGAAAUUCUCAAACAACCACUUGGUAGGAAGGAAACACUUGCUGGAGCUUCAUGUCCACCAAUUGAAAGUGAUGAUAAUCUCUAUGGUGACCUCAGCCAUUUGAACAAACCCUCAUUUUUGCAGCAUCGUACCCAUUCUUGCAUCCCAUCACCUCAAAUCUCAGUCACAGAUUUAUUGUCAUUAGAUUCACCAAGUUUGACAACAUCACCAUUGCCCCCCUUAAAUCUUCGCCUUGAUCACUACAGCCAUUCACCUUCAUAUCCUGCUGUGGCUUAA
This is a messenger RNA of Suillus plorans, 714 nucleotides long. RefSeq lists its product as uncharacterized. Lineage: Eukaryota; Fungi; Basidiomycota; Agaricomycetes; Boletales; Suillaceae. The transcript is spliced from 3 exons. The coding region runs from base 1 to 714 and encodes 237 amino acids. The record is from RefSeq and is a predicted model, not a curated record.